This is a messenger RNA of Daldinia vernicosa, 2568 nucleotides long. RefSeq lists its product as uncharacterized. Gene Ontology annotation, biological process: transmembrane transport. Bases 1 to 2568 code for a protein of 855 amino acids. Gene Ontology annotation, molecular function: ATP binding; ATP hydrolysis activity; ABC-type transporter activity. Gene Ontology annotation, cellular component: membrane. The record is from RefSeq and is a predicted model, not a curated record. The transcript has 2 exons. NCBI's taxonomy places the organism in Eukaryota, Fungi, Ascomycota, Sordariomycetes, Xylariales, Hypoxylaceae.
AUGGCGGAAGUCAUCAUCAACCCUCCCGACUCCUCGGCGGAGAGGGUUCGAGACGUUACUCAGUACCUUUACCCGGAUCUUCUCCUGCUGGCCUUCAUCAUCAUCGGCGCCACACACUCUGUCUACACCGCUAUGCGUAAGGAGGAUGUAGUCGUACCUACUAUCCGAGGUCCAGGCGGCAAGCCGCUUCCCGUUACCAAGAGAAGAUUAUCCGACGACGACGCAUCGGAUCCUAACGAUUUUAGCCCAAAUGCCAGGAGGUUUUUCCAGGGUUCUAUGGUUAUAGCAACUCUAACCUUCCUCGCUCAAGGCGCCGCAAUUGCUGCCCGUGCUCUAAUUCAUAGGAGCGCGGACGGCGAACAUGGCUGGUGGUGCGGCGAACCGAAGACCGUAUUCGUCCUCGGAUCAGCAUUUCUUUACGUAUACUUGACUUUGACGAUGUUUGACUGGAAAAGCAGCCCGAGCCUGGUCCAUAUCCUCACUUGGAGCUUUGCUCUUGUUGGGGAAAUCAUCAUUUUCGUUUGCGAUGCGGUGGUGUUAUCCCGCCCCCACAAAGUCAUGGUCAACCUCAAUCGCGAAAAGUACGUGAUUGUAGAUGGCGUCGACAAGUGGGACAUGAUUGACCUCGGCCUAUCCCUCGGAAGAAUCGCCAUCCUGGUUGGCAUGAUCCUAGUUUAUUAUACCAUCGUCUUUCUAAGAAAGCGGGCGCAGCCAGAGAAAUACGAGCAUGGACAGGAAUAUGAUUACGAGGCUGACGAAUCCACACCCCUCCUAAAUGGCGAGGCCAAUGGCUACCGCACCAAUGGGCAUGCUUCCCGCCCGGGCGCAAACGGUGCCGCAAACGGUAACGCUAAUGGCAAUGCCGAUGCGAGCCACCCCAUGGUUGACGAAGACGCCGGAUUCUACCGCCCGGAAAAGCUACCACAUACAACGUGGUUUGAAUACCUCCGGGGUUAUUCCGUCUUUUUCCCUUACAUGUGGCCUAACAAACAGCUGCGACUUCAGAUUAUCGUGGUAGUCUGCUUUGUCCUAUUAGUUCUUCAGCGGAUGGUGAACAUCAUGGUCCCUUACCAGAUCGGUGUUGUCACGAAUCAGCUCUCGGGAGAUGAUCUUAAGGAAGGCGAAACGCGCACUAUGCCAUGGCUCUCGCUCGGCUUACUUAUUGUGUAUAAGUUACUGCAGGGUCCGUCUGGGCUUUUGGGGUCUUUGAGAUCUCUGCUAUGGAUUCCCGUUUCCCAGCACACUUACCGAGCUCUUACCACGUCCGCGUUUGAGCACGUGCAUUCCCUAAGCCUUGACUUCCAUCUGGGCAAGAGGACCGGCGAGGUUUUAUCCGCAUUGAACAAAGGCUCUUCGGUCAACUCCUUCCUCGAGCAGGUUACAUUCCAGGUCUUUCCGAUGCUCAUCGACUUGUUUGUGGCUAUAAGCUACUUUUACGUCAAGUUUGAUGCCGUCUACGCCGUCAUCGUUUGCGCAAUUACAUUCUAUUAUUUGUUUUUGACCAUACGCAUGGCGUCCAAGACCGCCGACCAGAGGCGAGCAAUGUCCAACGCGGAUAGGGAAGAAGAAGCAGUCAAGAACGACUCCAUCAUCUCGUACGAGACGGUUAAGUAUUUCAACGCGGAAGACUUCGAGUUUAAUCGGUACAGAGAGGCCAUCAACAAUUUCCAAGUCGCCGAGGCCAAGGUCACGUGGAGUAUAAGUACCAUGAACAUUUGCCAGUCUUUAGUCUUCAUGAUAGGGAUGUUGGUCACCAUGAUGCUUGGAGCGUACCAGGUCACAAUGGGUAGCCGAAAAGUGGGCGACUUUGUUACAUUGAUGAUUUAUCUGGGCCAGCUCCAGGGUCCGCUCAACUUCUUCGGCACAUUCUACCGUACCGUUCAGCAAGCCAUGAUCUCCGGGGAGCGCCUCCUAGAGCUCUUCAAGCAGCGCCCGACGGUAGUUAAUCGUCCGGGUGCCGUCGACGUCACUUCGUGCGAGGGCCGUGUCGAAUUUUCUAAGGUCAAAUUCGCAUACGAUAAGAGGAAGCCUGCGCUAAGGAACCUCACCUUCACAUGUGAGCCCGGCACGACCACGGCGCUCGUCGGCGAAUCGGGCGGCGGCAAAUCUACCCUUUUCCGACUGAUGUAUCGCUACUUUAACUGCCAGGAGGGUAACAUUAAGAUAGACGGCCGUGAUAUUAAGGAUGUCACUAUCGACUCGGUUCGACGCUACAUAGGAGUAGUACCGCAAGAUACGAUAUUGUUUAACGACACCCUCAUGUACAACUUGAGAUAUGCCAAUCAGCACGCGACCGACGACGAUAUUUUUGCCGCAUGCCAAGCCGCCAGCAUACACGAGAGGAUCAUGUCUUUCCCCGACGGCUAUAACACCAAGGUCGGAGAGCGAGGUCUUCGCUUAAGCGGCGGCGAGAAGCAGCGGGUUGCCAUCGCCCGAACCCUGCUUAAGAAUCCAAAGAUUAUCAUGCUGGACGAGGCUACCUCGGCUCUUGAUAGCCACACAGAGCAGCAGAUUCAGUCCCGACUAGCCACCAUCGGUCGCGGCCGUACAUUGCUCAUCAUUGCGUAA